Molecule: messenger RNA, 1835 nt
Organism: Trichosurus vulpecula (common brushtail)
Lineage: Eukaryota; Metazoa; Chordata; Mammalia; Diprotodontia; Phalangeridae
Gene: CD58
Product: CD58 molecule
Exons: 6
Coding region: 220-921 (233 amino acids)
Cellular component (GO): cell surface
Molecular function (GO): signaling receptor binding
Source: RefSeq, a predicted model, not a curated record
AGAAAGCCCUCCCAGGCGGUGCAGGACUUGCGCGCUCCGAUCUGUCAGAAUCCAAAGGCAGAAAAAGUUUUUGCCAAAGGCGCACUCUAAAAACGAGUUCGCGUCGCUACGGAAACAACGAGAGGCCGACCUGUUUUAAACCACAUAAAGUCGGGACCCUGCAGCCACCUCUGCCAGAGCGCGCAUCUCACCCUUUUCUCGUUCGAGAUCUGUGGCUCUAUGGCGACAAAAUUUUGUGGGAGGAAGAUCCUGCUGGAAUUUGCAGUGGGACUGACCAUCUUUUUCGACUUGGGCAGCUGUGAACCUGUGAAGAUAUUUGGCCUCAUGAACAAUAACAUCACACUUUCACCAUUGCGGAAAGCAGUGUUUAAAGAUAUUACCUGGAAGAAAGGCAAAGAUAAAGUAGCAGAACUGCAAGAAGGUGGCCUGGUUAACUACUUUGGGUCCUUUCAAGAAAGGGCAACAUUAGACCAAACUGGGAACUUUACCAUCCUGAAUUUAACGGCAUCUGAUGAAGACCAGUAUGAAAUAGAGUCAUUUAACCCUGGGGCAAGUGAGACCAUGCAUCUUUAUGUCUUAGAGAGCCUUCCACAACCUCAUCUCUACUGUUCUUUUGAUGGUGAAAACUUCACAGUAUGGUGUAAUGGGUCAGAAGGCAGUCGCUUUCUAAAUUACGAAUGGAAAUUUUCUGGAUCGUAUGUGAAUCUUUCAGAAUCAAAGGUGCAGCUGAGGAAUUCUGGAAAUCUCCAUCAAAACAUCACUUGCAUUAUCAAGAACCCCAAAUCUACCAAUGAAUCUUCACUCUUUCUCAAGACCUGUGUCCAAGAGAGGAGUCAGGAAAGGAACAGAUUUCUACUAAUUGGAUCAGUCCUUUUUCUGGUGCUGUGCGUUGCUGUAGUCUUUCGCAUCUUAAAAACAUGAGAGUGCCUGUCGUCUGCUGUGUUUAAUCUGUAAGCCUAUUGGCUGGCAGUACACUGAACCUGUCAGGAUGUCUGCAGAUGGAGAAACCCAGAGUUGAGCACUAGAACCUGCUAACUGCCCUGCCAGAACCUGUGAGCUCCUGUGACCUGAUCGCCAGACUCCUGAGUUCUUCGGCUUGAGGCUCAAUUUCUUGAAUUCUCCACUGCUCUCUCCGCCCAGGACUCCACUUCACCUCAGACCCUCCACAGCCUUUGCACUAAUGGGCAAGGAGAAAUCAGAAAUUUACUCUGUUGAGUUCAAUGGAACAAAAGACAUUGAAACAUUAGACAAGGAUAAUGGCAAAGGCAAGUGGAAGGAAUGCUUCAGAAACCACAAGAAGGACCAGCAGAAAGAACUCAAGAAAGACCUUGAUCUGGAUGACCACAAACUCAGCACUAAGGAAUUAGAAGAAAAGUAUGGAACAAACAUCGUCCAAGGUCUCACUAGCACAAGAGCUUCGGAGAUCUUGGCUCAGGAUGGUUCCAAUGCCCUUCCUCCCCCCAAAGAAACUCCAGGAAUCAUCAGGUUCCUCAAACAAAUGGUGGGUGGAUUCUCCAGCCUUUUGUGGGCAGGAGCUGUCCUGUGUUUCAUUGCAUAUCUGAUUGAGUUUUCAAAGGACAAGUCUGCCUCCAUGGACAAUUUCUAUUUAGGUGUUGUGCUCAUCGUGGUGGUCAUCUUCACUGGGAUGUUUGCUUAUUACCAGGAGGCAAAAAGCACCAACAUCAUUGCCAGCAUCACUAAAAUGAUUCCUCGGAAAGCUUUGGUCAUCAGAGAUGGAGAAAAGACUGAGAUCCCUGCAGAGCAGCUGGUUGUAGGAGAUAUUGUAGAGAUUAAAGCUGGUGACCUGAUUCCUGCUGAUAUCCGGAUCCUGGUCU